AUGGCCGAGGUCCUCAACGCCAACCCCACGAUCAGGAACGCCUCCGACUUACCAAGCCGUAGGCGGCAGGCUCACGCUCAACCAUCAUCAACCACCCCCAAAGGCCUGUUCUCGAGCAUAGUUCCUCCGUCGGCAUAUCUUCCAGACCCAUUCUCACCUUCCUCUUCUUCGGCUUCAGACCAAGAUGAUGCCGAUAUCGAGCCAAUCGACGAGCAGGAAAUUUAUGACCUCAUUUCCCCCAUCUCAGACCCAGAACAUCCCUUAACUCUCGGCUCACUCUCCGUCGUCAAUCUCCCGGAUAUUUUCCUCACCCCCACAUUUCCAGAGAGGGGUUCAUUGUCACCACUCACGACGCUUACCGUUCUCGUCACCCCUACCAUAACGCAUUGCUCCCUCGCCACAGUAAUUGGCCUAGGCGUGCGAGUAAGGCUCGAGCAAGCUCUGCCGCCUCGGUUUCGAGUGGAUGUUAGAAUCAAAGAGGGUACGCACAGUACGGCCGAACAGGUCAAUCGACAGCUAGGGGAUAAGGAAAGAGUGGCGGCUGCAUUGGAGAAUGGAACACUCAUGGGAGUCCUGAGAAAAAUGUUGGAAGGGUGUGAGAGUGGAGCAGUAUGA
This is a messenger RNA of Letharia columbiana, 615 nucleotides long. RefSeq lists its product as uncharacterized. The record is from RefSeq and is a predicted model, not a curated record. Gene Ontology annotation, biological process: iron-sulfur cluster assembly. The transcript has 2 exons. Bases 1 to 615 code for a protein of 204 amino acids. NCBI's taxonomy places the organism in Eukaryota, Fungi, Ascomycota, Lecanoromycetes, Lecanorales, Parmeliaceae.